AUGAUAUGGCAUAGUACUGGGAGAUCAGAAGAUGGUGUGAUGCGUCAUCCCGUUGAUGGAGAGUCUUGGAAAAAAAUUGAUGUAGAUUUCCCUGACUUCUCGAGUGAACCUCGCAACGUACGACUAGGGCUGGCAGCUGAUGGCUUUAAUCCAUUUGGUAACAUGUGUAAUCCGCAUAGUACGUGGCCGGUUGUACUCACCACUUAUAAUCUGCCACCAUGGCUUUGUAUGAAAGAGUCAUCAUUCAUGUUGGCCUUGUUGAUUCCCGACCCUAAAGCGCCUGGAAAGGACAUAGAUGUUUUCCUUAGGCCGUUAGUGGAAGAGCUUAAGUUUUUAUGGCAAUCAGGCAUACGCAUUAAAGACGCAGUGACAAACACAUUCUUCACGAUGAAAGCUAUGUUGUUAUGGACAAUAAACGACUUUCCAGCUCGUAGUAGUUUAUCGGGUUGGAGCGGACAAGGGUAUAGAGCAUGCCCGACUUGCAAUGAAGACACUCCUUCGUAUCGUGCAGUAAACAAAGUCGUUUAUAUCGGUCAUUGUCGGUUUUUAGAUGCUGAUGAUCCAUUAAGGAUGAGUUUGAAAUUUAAUGGGCAACCAGAGACAAGACCCUCUCCUAGACACUUUACUAAUGAAGACAUACAAGAGCAACUAGGUCGUCUAAUACUUCGUAAACCGGGUAAACAUCCUAACACUCUCAAAGAAAACAUGGAUCGGCAAGGAUUCGAGUUGAACUGGUCGACACGUAGCAUAUUUUUCGAGCUCGAGUAUUGGUCUUCUCUACAGCUGAAACACAACAUAGAUUUGAUGCAUGUCGAGAAAAAUGUGGGUGAGAGUCUUUUGGGUACUUCUAUGAUGAAUGAUAAGAGUAAAGACACAUCAAAUGCACGUGAGGACUUGAAAAAUCUGAAUAUCCGGCGUAAUCAAUGGUUGCAAAAAAAGGGUAACAAGUUCACUAAACCACAUGCAAGCUACUCAUUCAAGAAACCUGACCGCAAAAUCUUUUGUCAAUUUAUAAGAGAUGUUAAAUUUCCUGAUGGUUUUGGAUCUAACAUUAGUAAGAAAGUGGUAGAUAAUGAUACUAACAUUAUUGGGUUGAAAUCUCAUGACUAUCACAUUCUUAUGCAACGUUUGAUACCGAUUGGAGUUAGAGCGUUAUUGGACAAAGAAACUUCUACACCAAUUGUAGAUCUUUGUAUGUUUUUCAAGCAAAUUUGCUCCAGAACACUAAAGGUGGAGGAUAUGAGGAAAGCAAAAGAAGACAUUAUUAGAAUCUUGUGCAAGUUAGAGUUGAUUUAUCCGCCAACGUUUUUCGACAUUAUGAUUCAUUUAGUUUUGCAUUUACCUGAUGAAGCGAUUGCCACAGGCCCAGUAUGUAUGAGAUGGAUGUAUCCGUUUGAAAGGUAUAUGAAAAAACUAAAAAACUAUGUCAGAAAUAAGGCGAGGCCGGAAGGUUGUAUAGCUGAAGGUUAUAUUGCUGAAGAAGCUUUGACAUUUUGUUCGAUGUACCUUCGAGAUGUCAAUCGCCUUGAAAGAAACGAAGACGUUGUCAUUGAAAAAACAAAGUUUUGGAUGUUUGAGUCCAAGUGUCGACCGACGAGCGCAACGCAAAUCAAACAUCUUGAUAUAACAGUGAAACGUAAUAUUGAAUGGUUUAUAUUGAAUAGUUGUCAAGAAGUCAGACAAUACAUCGAGUAA
This is a messenger RNA of Lactuca sativa (garden lettuce), 1695 nucleotides long. RefSeq lists its product as uncharacterized. The record is from RefSeq and is a predicted model, not a curated record. Lineage: Eukaryota; Viridiplantae; Streptophyta; Magnoliopsida; Asterales; Asteraceae.